AUGAAGAAUAUAGUUUUCUGUAGACCAUUAAUUAUUGCACUUAAAAGAGGAUUAAAUAAAAGAUUCACAAGAUAUAUGGAGUCAAAUAUGUGCCAAGUGGCUGCCUGUUUGAUACCAAAAUUCAAACUCAAUUGGGCUGUAGAAGAUGAUCGAAACAACAUAAAAAAUUCACUUAUAGAAACAUUGGAAACCAUAAUAGAUAACGCAUCAUUAACAAAUUCCCAAGAUCUACAAUCUACAUCUAACACAACAUCUACUGAACAUCAUAAUAGUGACAUUGAGGAUGAUUUUUUUAAUUUUGAGGAAAAUAAUUCAAUAAUUUCAAAUAUUGAUUAUAAACUUCUUGUUGACAAUUAUUUAUCAAAUACAAAUAUUAAUCUCCUUCAGAGUUACCAAAUCCCCUUAAAGAAUUAUACAUCAAGUAUAACACUGCCGUUCCUUCAUCUGCUCAUGUUGAGCGGCUCUUUAGUGCUGGAGGACAGUUAUUAA
Molecule: messenger RNA, 489 nt
Organism: Macrosiphum euphorbiae (potato aphid)
Lineage: Eukaryota; Metazoa; Arthropoda; Insecta; Hemiptera; Aphididae
Source: the annotation of a GenBank genome assembly